AUGUCUGGAGCAGCAACAUUCAAUCUACUAACUCGUCUUCUUAAUUAUGUCUUUGCUAUACCCUUUCUGAUCCUAGGUAUAAUCGGAGCAGUUUUAACUGUUAUAGUCUUUACUCGAAAACGUGCAUUUCGACAUAAUACAACUAUAAAUUACUUAUUGGCAGGUGCAAUUGUAACAGGUAUCCAUUUACCAGCAAUUUAUAUUCAAAUGAUCCUCGUUUAUGGUUUCAAUAUCUCAUUAAUGAAUACAAAUGUUGCCGCUUGUCGUGAACACACCUAUUUACGUUAUGUAACAACAGUAGCUGCAAUUUCGUUUCCAUGUUGGGCUUCUUUCGAUCAAUAUGCUAUUACAUCUCGACAAGUUGCUUUUCGAAAUCGUUGGAGUUCACUGCGUAUUGCUCGAAUAAUUAUCGUCUGUAAUAUGAUCUUUUGGAUCCUCAUUUAUAUACCGGUCUUAUUUUUUACUGGAAUCCGAUAUGGUGUCUGUGUAUUCAUACCUAGUCCAUAUACAACAUUCAAUACAUAUGUGUUCACACCGUUGGUUUAUUGUAUAUGUCCUAUUGCAGUAGUUACAUAUUGUACAAGAGGUACUAUACAAAAUCUUCGUUCGAAUGUUAUUCUCAAUACUCAUGACCGUCUUUCAAAACAAGUUCGUGCAAUGCUCGUUCCUCAACUUAUAAUUCUUUCUAUAUCGGGAAUACCAUUUGGUUUUCAAGGUGUCUAUCUUGACAUCACCAGUUACAUUGAAAAAGAUACUUUCCGUAUUGCAAUAGAAAAUUUUGCUGGUCAAGUCAUUCUUAUUUUUUAUCAUUUUAAUUAUGUAUUUACAUUCUAUAUUUAUUUGUUUAUGUCAAGUGAAGUGAGAAAAGUAUUACAAAGAGACAUUUUCAGAUUUAUGAGAAAAACUCGGGUCAGUCCAUUUAAUGUUAAAACAGACAAUUCAAUAAGUCUUCGACCAUUGAAUAACAUAAACUCUUAA
This is a messenger RNA of Rotaria sordida, 978 nucleotides long. The record is from the annotation of a GenBank genome assembly. NCBI's taxonomy places the organism in Eukaryota, Metazoa, Rotifera, Eurotatoria, Philodinida, Philodinidae.